Molecule: messenger RNA, 2617 nt
Organism: Ceutorhynchus assimilis (cabbage seed weevil)
Lineage: Eukaryota; Metazoa; Arthropoda; Insecta; Coleoptera; Curculionidae
Source: the annotation of a GenBank genome assembly
AAAGAAUAUUACGACGCGACAAACAAAAUGUGCACUGAUGUAGCAUGUCAAUGUGGCAAUAAAAAAUCCAAAACAAUUUUCAAUAUAUUUAAGAAAUUGCUACCGAAGCGCAGAAAAAAACAGAACAGUUAUCUGCCUUUAACUCAGUUGGAUAUCGAUGACGAAGUUGAAAUCAAAUCGCAUAAUUACUGUCAGGAAAAUUGGGAUGCCCUAAGUACGGAUACUUCUCCUACGUAUCCGUUUGGGGGCCGGUCAUCACCUGAUACUUCAGAAGAGGAGCAAGAACUGCUUGGUGGGCGAAGGAUACGCGGUGGAGAGUGUAAACAUUUGAUUAAUUGCAAGUUCAUCGGAAGAGAGUGCCGUGAUAAGAAGGUUAGGUCUAGUGAGGCUCUGGGACUUAGAAGAUUGAAUAAAUUCUCAACGCAUUCGUUACCACCAAAGUAUCAGCAAAAAAACAAAAAAGACUCGUUUUUCCAAUAUUUUGCAAAUGCCGAAGAAUUAUUAUCUGGAAUAGCUAGUGAAGAUUCAAUGAAACGUACUGAAACUUCUAGAGGAAAAAAAUCUAGCAUAAAUACAAAUAAUAAGAAAUUGGAAAAUACUGACUUGCUACCAAGUCAAGCCUCAUCACCCCCUUCUGCUGAUAGUGUUCUUAGCGAGAAUACUUGCAGUGCAAUUUUCGGAACUCUACCUGAGGGAUUAACAUUGAAAUCCGAAGAACCCUCUUCAAGCCAGCAAAAUUUAUUAUUUGGUAGCGCGAAAUUAGAAAAAGCGACAGGAAACGAGGCAUCUCUAAAGUCCGCCAGCAUAGAAUCUCGUAUCAGCAAAAUAUCGAAUCAAAGCAUAAAAGAUUCGAUAGCUGACACAUCUGCAAGUAAGGAAUCGCCAAAAAUCAAAUUUCUAGAACAAGCACCUGAUAGUACUUUAAAGAGAGCAUCGAUUUCCGACCAGCAGCCGAACAGUCUUAAAGAAAAUCAGACUGGGAUAAUUCAACCAGCAGCUGCUAAACAACAUAGUACUCAACUUAAUCAACUGCUAUAUAAAGACGAUAGAACAGAAAUCAGUCUUGUACAAAAAUUAGGUUCAAAAAAAGAAAGCACAUCAUCGCGUACUUCAUUUAAUGAACAAUUACCGACAACUAGCUGGUCGCAUACACCUAUUAAAUUAAAAAUAUCCCUACAUAACACACUCAUACCAGACGAAGAAGAGAUUGAAUCUUUAGCAAUGGCGUCACCAAAAAGUCAAGACAAAAUUGUUGAAACAAAAGACUCGUUUCCCCUACAUCAAGAUUGGCCUGGAAGCUCUAAAACUGGCAAAGUUAUAUUGUCCAGCGACAAAACGCAACAAACUUCUGAUAACAAUUUUUAUCGCACUCCAGGUGAAAAAACUCAAUAUUCUAGUAGUACUCCAUCACGUCGCAACAUUUCUGAUUAUUCACGCGUAUCUUCAGAUCCGAAGUAUGAUUUACCAGAAAAGGAUGUUAUUUGUAAAAGGAAUAAUUGCAGCUGCGCAAUAUGUAAAACUAAACAACUGCCACAAGCAUCACAUUGCAGCUGUUGCAGGUGUGCCAAUGCAAUUGAUAGUCACAGAACCCAGGAACCAAUUUACCAUGAGCAAAUGAUGGUGUAUCCAGAGCCCAAUUAUCAUGUUACUGCCUAUCCACCGAGUAGCACCAAUACGGACAUUCCAGAUUAUUUACCACCGCUUCCUCCAGCUCCUCAGCGACAUCCUAGAAGGCCUACGUCGCCUGCACAAUAUCGUAACAGAUGCCAUGAAAAAUGUACUUGUGGUUUAAAGCCACCUCAAUUAUUUAUAUGCCACCCAGCAGGUUUUAAUCAACCCUCAGGUUCAUUGAGAUGUCAACCAGAAAGUGAUAGAUAUAAUAUGGAAUACGCUAAUAGAGACGAAUAUGAAUAUUCAGAUCGAUUGAGAGAUCUGCCUUAUCAAAACAAUGAGGAAUAUUUGCAAUUAGUUGAAGAACUUCAAGAUACCUUACAUUCCCGUAAUAGAAACAGGGUGAAACGAGCUAUGCAAGAAUUCGAAGCUCGUAGCAAACAAAACAAGCCUUUGGAAAAACCCAUAAUAAAUUAUGAUGAGACUAGCGACAGUGAGGAACCAAUAAUAAGAAAAAUUGACCAGUUAAGAGUCGGAAAAAUAAUCUGCUGUGCUGGCGAUAAAUGCACAUGUGGAAAAAUGAAGCUUACAACUCCGAAACCUAGAAGACAUCAGCGAAGAAGAGAGAAGUUGGAUGUUGAUGAAAGGCCCUCGCAUUGGACAAUGGAUCCCGGUUCUGGAGAAUGGCAAAAAGCGAACAGAUCUAGAAUGACCAAAGAUGAGGAGUUCAAACAUCAUUGCACUUGUAAUUGUAUCAAUUGUGAACAAAGGUAUUAAUAAAUACAUAAUAAUAUUAUGCAUUUAUGUUGAUAUAUUUUAUCAACAAAAGUGACGUAUUUCUAUAUGUUAUUGAUUUGUUUUUGUUUUUUGUUUCAUUAACAAUCACAAUCAGGAAUUAUUUUUAGAGUCAUUUCAUGCGUGCAUAAAUAUUUAAAAACUGUUCAUCGUAAUAUAAUUUCGAUUUCAUUGAAUAUAUUUCACGCUCAUAUUCGCGCACUUUUUCUUA